CCUCUGAGGAGGUGGCUCCUCCCCUUCAGCAGAGCUUCAUGAUCCCCAAAAAGGAGAUAAACAUGGUUUCCGAUAUGGCCAAGUGGAAGCGCUCUCAGGCGUAUGCAGAUUACAUGGGCUUCAUCCUCACUCUGAAUGAAGGUGUCAGGGGCAAGAAGCUCACCUGCGAAUACAAAGUGUCAGAGCCCAUUGAAAAGCUGGUAGCUCUUCUGAACACCCUUGACAGAUGGAUCGAUGAAACCCCGCCAGUGGAUCAACCUUCUCGCUUUGGGAACAAGGCCUUCAGGACCUGGUAUGCCAAACUAGACCAGGAAGCAGAAAAGUUGGUGGCAACAGUGAUCCCCAAGCAUUUGGCUGAUGCUGCACCAGAAGUGGCUGUGUACCUGAAGGAAUCCGUGGGCAACUCCACCCGCAUUGACUAUGGCACAGGGCAUGAAGCUGCAUUUGCAGCCUUUCUCUGCUGCCUCUGCAAAAUCGGUGUGCUCAGAGUGGAUGACCAGAUGGCCAUCGUCUUUAAAGUAUUUAACAGGUACCUAGAAGUGAUGCGAAAACUUCAGAAGACCUACAGGAUGGAACCUGCUGGCAGCCAGGGCGUGUGGGGCUUGGAUGACUUCCAGUUUCUACCUUUCAUAUGGGGCAGUUCCCAGCUGAUAGACCAUCCAAAUCUGGAGCCUCGACACUUCGUUGAUGAGAAGGUGGUAAAUGAAAACCAUAAGGACUUCAUGUUCCUGGAGUGCAUCCUCUUCAUUACAGAGAUGAAGACAGGCCCCUUUGCUGAGCACUCCAACCAACUCUGGAACAUCAGUGCUGUGCCCUCCUGGUCCAAGGUCAACCAGGGCCUCAUCCGCAUGUACAAGGCAGAGUGCCUGGAGAAGUUUCCUGUGAUCCAGCACUUUAAGUUCGGCAGCCUGCUCCCCAUCCAGCCUGUGACGUCCUAAGGAGGCCGCGGGAGGAG
Antrostomus carolinensis (chuck-will's-widow) is the source of this 955-nucleotide messenger RNA. It is a transcript of the gene PTPA, whose product is annotated as protein phosphatase 2 phosphatase activator. The record is from RefSeq and is a predicted model, not a curated record. The transcript is spliced from 9 exons. Gene Ontology annotation, cellular component: cytoplasm; nucleus; protein phosphatase type 2A complex. Bases 39 to 938 code for a protein of 299 amino acids. Gene Ontology annotation, biological process: mitotic spindle organization. Gene Ontology annotation, molecular function: peptidyl-prolyl cis-trans isomerase activity; protein tyrosine phosphatase activator activity. Lineage: Eukaryota; Metazoa; Chordata; Aves; Caprimulgiformes; Caprimulgidae.